Molecule: messenger RNA, 1872 nt
Organism: Lotus japonicus
Lineage: Eukaryota; Viridiplantae; Streptophyta; Magnoliopsida; Fabales; Fabaceae
Exons: 7
Coding region: 143-1261 (372 amino acids)
Source: RefSeq, a predicted model, not a curated record
UCUCUUUCUUUUACCUCAUUUCUUUCUCAUUCCCGUUCACACAGCAGAAGAGAAGAUACAAGCUAAAGUUGGAGCACUAUCUUCUUGCUUGCAAGGCCUGUGACUAUGCUUACUGUGGGGCAUCAAUGGUGGGAAGUUGAUUAUGUAUUUUGAUGGGGCAGAUAGUUCAGGGAUUUGGACAGAUUUAGUGUGGUUCACAACUACUUCAAACGGCCUUAUUGAUGAUACAAUGUCAAAUGGGAAGGGCACUGCAUCAAAUUCUAAUGAAUCUUCCUAUCUACAUUGGAAUGAUGAGAUGGAUCGACUGUUUUUGAAUGCUUUGCUUGAAGAGGAUCAUAAAGGCUAUAGAAAUGAUGGUAAUUGGUCAACAACUGCAUAUUGCCACAUGGUUGAUUCGCUAAGAUCUACAAUUGGCCCAAUGAUUACAAAAAAGCAUUUAAAGCAUAGACUGAAAACAUUAAAAAUUCAUUUUGGAAAAGUUUAUGACUUGUUUAACAGCUUAAGCGGAUUUGCGUGGAAUCCAAUAACUAUGAAAUUUGAGGCAACCGAUGAAGUUUGGGAUGAUCUCAUUAAGGCUAAACCAGAUGCCGCAAAAUGGAGAAAGACACCCAUUAAGAACUAUGACAUCCUGAGAGAGUUAUUUGGAAAUGAUAGGGCAACAGGGAGAAAAGCUACAACAGCUUCAGAUAGGUUGAAUCAAUGGGAUAAAGAGACUAUUGACUUGAAUGAUUGCUCUGAAGACAACAGAACUCAUGAGCCCGAUAUUAGCAUGUUCGAUGGACAACAAUGUUCAUCCCCCAACUUUGACAACUUCAGUCCACAUAAUGGUCCUUCAAAUCAAUCAACAAGCACAUCUGCUUCAAGGGGCACAAAAAGGAAAAGGAAUGUGGUUGACUUGAUGGAAUCCCAAUUUGAGAGAAUGGAUCAGCAAAUUAUGGGUUUAACUGAAGCAAUGAAGGAUGGAAAUUCCAUUUCAGCUAAGCUACAACAAGUUGCUGAGCGUCAGACUGAAGUGGCAGAAAAGCAUGUUGAGAUUGCUGAAAAACAUUUGACAUUGAUGCAACAAACUCGACCUCGACAUUAUUCUGAAGCAGAAGUUUGGAAUAUGUUGGAGGAACUAAAUGUUCCAGAUGAAUAUCGUUUGUCAUGUUAUGAUUACUUAUGUGAUCAUGAGCAAAAAAAACGUAAGGUUUUUGGUGUUCCUCCACACAUGAGAGUCCAAGCUCUCGUUCAAGUUAUGAAGGAUGCUGGAUUGAAUUGAGAGCAAGCUGCUGCUCUUUUUUGCUUUUUGGGGUGCAUGUCUUUAUGAUUGAAGUAAAUGGGAUUAUAUGAUUGAACAUGCAUGACAACUUUUGAGGAAGUGGUUACUGGAGAUGUCAGACUAGUUUACUCUAUUCAAUGUGUAUUUGAAGAGGUUGCCUUCACUACAUGGUGAUGACGAAAGGGAAGCUGCAUAUAAAGGUAUGAAAAACGGUAGAAGGGGGGGUUUGAAUAACGUUUUAAAGAUAAAACUUCCACCUUAAAGAUUUUGGCAAAUCUUUCGAAACAAACUAUGUGCUAAAGAUAAGAGAUAGAAAAGCACACAAGGAUUUUAUCCUGGUUCACUUGAUAAAUCACUCAAGCUAAUCCAGUCCACCCGUUAAGGUGAUUUCUUCCUUCUUAUAAUGAAGGCAAUCCACUAAUCAGGUAUGUGUUACAACUGCACUUGAAACCUACAAGUGACUAACAAUACACUGACUUAGCUCACACUAAGAUUCACUCUCUUAGUCUUCUCUAGGAUCCGAUCAACCUUGAUCUCCUAAAGGCAAACUAUACAACUGUAUAUGAAGUUCUUGUUUACAAAGAAAGUGCUUCUGAAAAGCUUAUAGUAAA